AACAUCAAAACAAGUUCUGUUAUAAGGAUCAAAGCAGUAUCUUUAAUUUGGUGUUUCUAAUCAUGACAACCUCAACGACGGGAAAGAAAUGUGGGGUUUUGGUUAUAGCAAUAUGUCUCGUUCUCUCAAGUUUCUAUGAAGUUUCUUGUCAGGUUGAAGGAAGCAGCGAAUAUCAUUGGUUUGAGGCUAAUGUUGAAACCCUCGAAUCAGAAGAGACAUCAUCUGUCUCUCGGUCGGUUGAAACCGAGUCUGAAGCUGCUAGUAUUCAAGUGGGUCGACGUUCGAGUGCUUCGGACGUCAGACGUUUAGCGGAAGGUUUAUCUGAUGGUGACAUUGAUAGCGAUGCUGAAUUAAUGGAUGCUUCUGAAUAUGAGGCUACGAAUUGGAACCGAGCGGAAGAGAUGGAAGAGCUUCAUGACCAGGUGAAAGCUGCGGCAUCCAAAUCUGUCGUAGAAGAAGAAUACACGAAGGAAAAGAGUAAAAUGGAAACAAGUGAAACCACAUUCCAAGGACGUGAAAGUACAGAAGAUAAAAGUGAUGGAAACAAAAUAUAUUAUGAAAAUGAGGGUGCAAAUGAAUCUGAGGGAUUCAUGAUAAGCGAAAUUGGAAGUGAAGCUGAGUCAACGGAGAGUCGUCUAGAGUAUGAUUCGAAGAAAACCAAUGCUCUCUCAGAUUUUGCGGAAUCUCUAAGAAUUGGACAGUCAGGUUCCUGGCGCUGUACUAACCAUGACCAGAAUGAUGCUAGGGGAGAUGAUUAUAUCGUUAUACCAAAGUAUGAAUUAAAUGAUAUCAUCAAGGAAGAAUCCAUCAAGGGCUCCUCGUCAAAGACCUCUAGUCUCAUGACAUCGCUGUCCAAGAUUGUUGAGAAUCACAAGGAAGGACGAUGGCAAGAUGUUAAAAUAGGAAAGGUUAGUACUAAGGAAACAUCAGCGAAGGUAAAGAAGCUAAGAGAAAUCCUAAAAAGUUACGUGGGUAUAAAGGUACGUGAGCUCGUGGCUCGUUCGGAUUACGAAAAGAUACUGACGAUGGCUGCACACUACGAGGAACUGACCCUGGCUCCAGUAACCUACAUAUCCAAGCUGGCCACGUUCGGGACUUUGAUAAAGCAAGGAUUCAAGAGUGUCCUGGUACACGAAAAAGUGGCCAUUGAGAAGCAGAAAAGGGUGGACGAUGAGUUCGAGUUAGUCAAGAAUUUGGCUGAUAAAGGAGACAAGUUGUCGGUACAAAUAUUCGCCAUGAAGAAAAUGGUGUUAAAGCUUGAGGCCGAGAAGAGAGAAGUUGAUAUGGAAUUCAAGAAGAUUGUAGAGAACCUAUCACGCCUUCUGGAGGAAUCGUCUCAGGCCUAUGACAAGCAUCAUGUGGCUGUGCGCGAGUGGAAAGAGGCAAAAGCACAUGUGGAAUAUUCUCAUGAGACCAUCGAAAAGGCUGAGGUCGUUUGGGUUCAGUUUCUCAACACUCUU
This is a messenger RNA of Thlaspi arvense, 1460 nucleotides long. NCBI's taxonomy places the organism in Eukaryota, Viridiplantae, Streptophyta, Magnoliopsida, Brassicales, Brassicaceae. The record is from the annotation of a GenBank genome assembly.